Messenger RNA from Monoraphidium neglectum, 468 nucleotides. RefSeq names its product aurora kinase, other. NCBI's taxonomy places the organism in Eukaryota, Viridiplantae, Chlorophyta, Chlorophyceae, Sphaeropleales, Selenastraceae. The transcript is spliced from 3 exons. The coding region runs from base 1 to 468 and encodes 155 amino acids. Gene Ontology annotation, biological process: mitotic spindle organization; regulation of cytokinesis; protein phosphorylation. Gene Ontology annotation, cellular component: spindle microtubule; spindle pole centrosome; chromosome passenger complex. The record is from RefSeq and is a predicted model, not a curated record. Gene Ontology annotation, molecular function: protein kinase activity; ATP binding.
AUGACAGAGCGCAAUUUUCACCAAGUCUGCCGCGAGAUCCGGCUGAUGCGGCAGAUUGACUACGAGGGGGCGGUCAAGCUGGAGGGCACCUUUGAGGACAGCGGUGCGAUAUACCUGGUGCAGGAGAUCUGCGCUAAGGGUGACCUUUUCAAAAAGCUGAUCCGCAGCGGCGGCGUGCUGGAGGAGGCGUAUGUAGCGGCCGAGGUCAUCCUGCCGCUGCUGCUGACGCUGCAGCACCUGCACUCCGCCAGGAUCUUCCACCGCGAUAUCAAGCCCGAGAACAUCUUCUUCAUGAAGGACGGUCACAUGAAGCUGGGGGACUUUGGCCUGGCCAUCGACGCGACCGUGGAGCGCCCCAAGAGCCGCGUCGGCACGGUCAGCGUGGGCGCGGUUGCCAGCCACACGGGCGUGCGCUCGUCCCCCUGCGCCUCCGUGCGGCGCGCCUGCGCGCGGCCGUUGGCAGCAUGA